Molecule: messenger RNA, 873 nt
Organism: Cinclus cinclus
Lineage: Eukaryota; Metazoa; Chordata; Aves; Passeriformes; Cinclidae
Gene: PEX26
Product: peroxisomal biogenesis factor 26
Exons: 5
Coding region: 1-873 (290 amino acids)
Biological process (GO): protein import into peroxisome membrane; protein import into peroxisome matrix
Cellular component (GO): peroxisome; peroxisomal membrane
Molecular function (GO): protein-containing complex binding; ATPase binding
Source: RefSeq, a predicted model, not a curated record
AUGCGGGGCGAGCCGCCCGCCUGGGCCCCGGGGCCGGCUCAGGCGGCCGCGCUGCUGGAGGAGGCGGCGGAUCUGCUGGUGCUGCACCGCGACUUCGCCGCCGCCCUGGAGCGCUGCGAGGCGGGCUGCGACAGCCUGGGCCCCGGCCACGGCCACGGCCACGAGAGUUUUGCAGAAGUGAAAUGCUCCCUUUGUGUUGUGGGGAUUCAGGCUCUGGCUGAGAUGAACCGGUGGAGAGAAGUUCUAUCUUGGGUUCUACACUAUUACAAUGUCCCUGAACAUCUCCCUCCAAAAGUUCUGGAGUUGUGUAUCCUGUUGUACAGCAAAGUGAGGGAGCCGCAGGUGAUGCUGGAGGUGGGCAGCAGCUGGCUGAGAGCCCACGGCAACCAGAGCCUCCCUGAGUUCGGGUCUCUGCUGGAGCUGUACCUGGCACAGGUGCUGCUGCCGCUGGGGCGCUUCGAGGGCGCGGAGGAGCUGGUGCGGGGCUGUGCCGUGUUUGACAGCGAGCAGCAGCUGGAAUUCCUCAGCACUAUCCUGGAGAGUCGCUGUCGGUGGGCUCAGCAGGAACAGGCACGCUCAGCUGCUGAGGAACAGCAAGACCCAGCCACAGAAACUGUUCUGGGAGUGCUGUCCCAAAAGCUCCUGACCAUGCUGACAUUGCUACGUAGAGCACUGAGGUCCAUGUCAAACCACUUCUGUUUACUUCCUUACAAGAAGAUGCUCUUGGCUACUUUUUUGCUGUACCUGGUGGUGGUGAGAUUAGAUCCAGCUUCUCCCACGUCACUGCCAUUCAUUUACAAACUGGUCCAGCUCUUCCGACAAGCUUGGGCAGCUGUGCUUUCUCCAAUCCACAGGCCUCCAAUUCGAAACUAA